AGAUUUCAACUUCAAAAUAAUUUCGAAAAUAAAGAUUUUCAAAUUUUAUGACAAAAUAUGUAAAAAAUUGCAAUUUAUACCUAGAACAAUUUUAUAAAUUUUUGACGCUGAGUCGAUAGAAAAAAGAACUCAAUUUCUCUAUAAUUUUUUUAGAAAAUUUUGUAGGACAUAAAUUUUUAUUGUUUAUGAGUUUGUUUAUCUAACCUAAGUCGGCUGAUCAGUGAUCGCAGUAAUAGCAACAACAAUUUUGACAUCAGAAUUUUAACAGUAGAUGACGUUUUGUUGUUUUAAUAAAAUAAUCGUAGAUCUAGAUAGUAAAAGUAAUUAGAAGAAUUACAGAAAAUUCUUCAAAAAAUUUCAGAAAAUUCUUUAAAAAAUUUCAAAGACAUUUUUAAACUUUAUCGAGGGCGCAUUUAACAUCCUUUUUAAAAAUUAAAUUUACAACAUUCACUUGAAUUAAUCGUGAAGACUGCACGAUUAGCACAGUUUUGCCGAGAUUUAAAUCCAUGGACAAGUUAAGAUCUGUUUUAAGUGGGCGGGAGAGCACACCGGAAGAAGAGAGUAAUAUUAUUACUCAAAUAAAUAAUGCAUCAACUUUAAGCUGGUCAACACGUAUUAAAGGAUUUUGUAUACUUUUUGUGCUUGGAAUAUUUCUUUCAUUUUUGGGCUCUUUAUCUUUAUUUUUAAAAUCGGGAUUCGUUACUUUUGGUGUAUUUUAUACUUUGGGGAACAUUACGAGCUUAUUGAGCACUUGUUUUCUGAUGGGGCCCGUUAAACAAUUUAAAAAAAUGCUCGCCCCAACUAGAUUAAUAGCUACAAUUGUGGUUUUUGUUAUGAUUGUGCUAACAUUGAUUGCUGCGAUAGUCAUUCAAAAAAAUGGAUUAGUGUUGUUAUUUAUUAUCAUUCAGUUUUUGGCAAUGACAUGGUAUUCUUUAUCAUACAUACCUUACGCACGUGAUGCUGUAAUUAAAACUUUUGAAACUUGCAUUGCAUAAAAAUGAAGCAUUUCAAAAAUAAAUUAAUAAAGUUGCCUUAAUAUCAUUCAUAUUUUUAUUAAUAGAGAACAAAAACAAAUUCAAUCUUGAAUUUAAGGAAAAACAAUUGCUCUGCUGAUAUUUUAAUAAUUAUACUUACAUAUAAGCUAUUGACUAUUAAGUGAAAAAUAUUUAUCAUUUUAAGAUUAUUUCAAAAAUUUAUCGUUAAAGAACAUAUCCAUUUUUAUAAUAAAAUUGUAUUAUUGUUAACAGAAUAAGUAAAAUACAAAUUUUGAGAUAUUUUUUUUUUGAAAAUAUUUGUACAUAAUUAUAUUAUAAAAGAUAUUUAAAUAUAUGUAUAAAUUGAAAAUAUAAAAGUCCGAUUUUAAAUUCUACAUUAUGAAUGUGUUAUA
Molecule: messenger RNA, 1387 nt
Organism: Condylostylus longicornis
Lineage: Eukaryota; Metazoa; Arthropoda; Insecta; Diptera; Dolichopodidae
Product: vesicle transport protein SFT2A
Exons: 5
Coding region: 507-995 (162 amino acids)
Biological process (GO): vesicle-mediated transport
Cellular component (GO): membrane
Source: RefSeq, a predicted model, not a curated record